This is a messenger RNA of Entamoeba invadens IP1, 1776 nucleotides long. RefSeq lists its product as hypothetical. The transcript has a single exon. The coding region runs from base 1 to 1776 and encodes 591 amino acids. Lineage: Eukaryota; Evosea; Mastigamoebida; Endamoebidae. The record is from RefSeq and is a predicted model, not a curated record.
AUGACAGUGCACUUACUUAACGACCCAACACUCACUUUACACUCUGUCUUCGAUUUAUCAAAACAGAUCUUCUUGGAACCUGAAGACUUCAUCCCAACAGAAACAGAUAAGUUCAUUUGGUCCAGUGUUUUAAACAACUCGCAACCAUUCUCCGUCGCAAUAUAUGAAAAAGUAUUAACUGCACUUCACAACCAAUGGAUGUCUUACUCAUCGAUCUCUCAACCAACAUCCCCACAACCAGUCAAUGAGUUACACCCAUCUCCGCCAUCCCCUCAUCCCCAAGAAGAAACAACAACACCAAACAAUUCGCCAGUCGAUAAAUCGGAACAAAUACAAAACAGUGUUCUACCCGUCAUGACUCCUCAAAAACAAAGAAGACCCCGAUUACCAGAGAAAGGAAGUUUAAAAAGCAAGUCGUUACAAUGCAUACCGUAUUCCACAGAGUUACUUGCAAGAGGUGAAAUUGCCCUCAGAGGAAGAAAAGCGUUGAAAAUCAAUACCACACAAAAGUCACAACAGAACGAAUGGAAACUUUUUGAAACAAUUUUAAGCCACAAAACAAAGAAAGCGAAUGUGAAGGCAUUUGAUGAUAAUACACCACAAGAAAAUCUGAAAUGCAUUACAAAGGAUUUAACACAAGAAAACACACACGAUAACGUUGGGAAUACAAAGGAACAAGAACAAAACAGGAGUGGUGUUGUGGACCAAUACUUAUUAAUGAAAAAGCAGCGAAAUGAAAUGUGUGGUGGGCGACUGAAUAUAUCGCUCAACGACGAUGCCGAGGGAAUCACAAUUGGAACGAUCAAAGAAAUGAUGCGAGGCGAUAUGAGUCAGAUCUUUGUUCAAAAACAGAAGGAGUAUUACAACGGUUUAAUGAUCCUCACUGGACUCUAUUUGAAUGUCAUUCGUCAUUAUAUAAGAACAGAAUAUAUCGCAACAUACACAAAAGCAUUAAAAAGUAUCGAUAACAUCAUUCCAUCUAUUAUGUCACUUGAAAGGAGAGUCAUGCGAAUAUUCAGUGUGAACGAUGGGCAAGACGACGUUGAAAAGGUGAUGGCGUGGUAUGGCAAAGAACUGGUGAGUUACUCUGUGUUUAUUGAGAAGUUUUAUCGCAUCCAGAAGAUCGGAGAACUACAAAGCGUCGCACAACUCUCAUCUGAAUUUGAGAGUGGAAAAAUCGAAUGGGAGGCGAAAGGAUACCAUGUACCCCCCUUCAUGGAAUUAUUAGAGUCGCCAAUUCAACAAUAUGGCCGGAUUGGCGUGUACAUCACUCACAUCAUGAACACCAAACCAAUCAGUCCAAACGUGAAAACAGCUGCGCAGAUGUACAUUGAUGUGACUGAGAGUAUUGGCGGUUAUGAAGUGAAAAAGGUUUCAAAGACCUUUUCGGAAGACUUCUCGCGUAAAGACCGUAAGUUAGUGUGGUUUGGUGGGAUCAGAUUGUCUUCGAAAGAGUAUAAAGGGAAAGAGUGGCGCUUAUGUGUGUUAUUCAAUGAUAUCUUUGUCAUCGGCAAAGUCGAUAUUAGAGAUGACUUUAAGUCCGAGAAAGAUGUCUUACUCAAAUUUGAGAAUUCUCCGUUUGGCAAGAAGAUCGAAGAGCUUGAAAAGUACAAAUGCAGAGUGGAGUCCAAAUUAAUAGUAUCUAACAUCAAAGUGUGUUCGAUGAAGAAUCAGACUUUUGUGAUCAACAACAUCAUGUGCACUUGUUCAAGUACUCAACAAAAAGUAUGUUGGGAAGAUGCGUUCAAGUCCGUCAAACCACAGUUACUUCUCUAG